Pungitius pungitius (ninespine stickleback) is the source of this 5142-nucleotide messenger RNA. RefSeq names its product myosin IG (gene myo1g). The transcript has 22 exons. The record is from RefSeq and is a predicted model, not a curated record. Gene Ontology annotation, molecular function: microfilament motor activity; actin filament binding; ATP binding. NCBI's taxonomy places the organism in Eukaryota, Metazoa, Chordata, Actinopteri, Perciformes, Gasterosteidae. Gene Ontology annotation, cellular component: microvillus; cytoplasm; plasma membrane. Gene Ontology annotation, biological process: vesicle transport along actin filament; actin filament organization. The coding region runs from base 113 to 3145 and encodes 1010 amino acids.
AAGUCGAGCCGUACUUGUCUUUCUUCCUCCUUCGGCGGUUUUCUGUUCCUCUGCGUCUCGGCCGGCUACUGUGUUCUUUUUAUUUGGGUGUGUUGGGUGAAGACAGGCAGGGAUGUCGGAGCUGGAGGGCCUCGAGUUCGGCAAGUCGGACUUUGUGCUGCUGGAUGAGGUGACGAUGGAGCAGUUCAUGGAGAACCUGAAGCUGAGGUUUGUGAAGGGCCGUAUCUACACGUACAUCGGAGAGGUCGUCGUCUCCGUUAACCCGUACAGACAGAUGGAGAUUUACGGCAAAGACACCAUUGACGCGUACCGCGGCCGGGAGCUCUACGAAAACCCUCCUCACCUGUACGCAGUGUCUGAUGCCGCCUAUAAGGCCAUGAAGAGGCGGGCCAAAGAUACCUGCAUUGUGAUAUCAGGUGAAAGUGGGGCAGGAAAAACCGAGGCUAGUAAAUACAUCAUGCAGUACAUUGCAGCCAUCACAAACCCGAGCCAGAGGGCGGAGGUUGAGAGCGUGAAGAACGUGCUGCUCAAAUCCAACUGUGUGCUGGAGGCCUUCGGGAACGCCAAGACCAAUCGCAACGACAACUCCAGCCGCUUCGGCAAGUACAUGGACAUCAACUUCAACUUCAACGGGGAGCCCACCGGAGGGCACAUCAACAACUACCUGCUGGAGAAGUCCAGGGUGGUGCAGCAGCAAAACGGGGAGAGGAACUUCCACUCGUUCUACCAGUUAUUGCGCGGAGGCUCAGAUGAGAUGCUGGAGUCGUUACAUCUACAGAACGAUCCUGCUGCUUUUAUUUAUACCAAAGAGGGAGCUGCAACUGCUACCUCCAAUAACGACCGCGGAAGCCACAAAGCAGUGAUGAGUGCCCUGGAAGUGAUCGGCUUCUCAGCAGAGGAGAUUAACUCAAUUUAUCAGAUCCUGGCCUCCAUUCUUCUGCUGGGUAACCUCCAGUUUGAGAGCGAUGGUGAGAGCGUUCAGAUCCUGGGCCUUGAAGCCGUGACUCGCAUCGCUGAGCUGACGGCCACGCAGGCAGACAGCGUCUGCAAGAGCCUGCUGUUCCGCACCGUGGCCACCGGGGGUGGCGAGGUCAUCGAGAAGGGCCACACGGAGCAGGACACCUGCUUUGGAAGAGACGCUUUCGCCAAGGCUCUGUACGAGAGGCUCUUCGGCUGGAUUGUGAGCCGCAUCAACAGCAUUAUCGAAGUCAAAGACUACGACCCGGUGCUCCACGGGAAGAACACCGUGAUCGGCGUGCUGGAUAUCUACGGCUUCGAGAUCUUUGACAACAACAGUUUUGAACAGUUCUGCAUCAACUACUGCAACGAGAAGCUGCAGCAGCUCUUCAUCGAGUUGAUCCUCAGACAGGAGCAGGGCGAGUACCAGAGAGAGGGCAUCACCUGGCAGCACAUUGACUACUUCAACAACCAGAUCAUCGUGGACCUGGUGGAGCAGCCCCACAAGGGCAUCAUCUCCAUUCUGGAUGAGGCUUGCCUCACCGUUGGCAAUGUCACCGACACGGUCUGCCUGGAGAGCAUGGACACCAAGCUGGCCCAGCACCCCCACUACACCUCCCGCACGCUCAGCCCCACCGACAAAAGCCUGGACUUUAAGAAACACUUUCGCAUCCGCCACUACGCUGGAGACGUAACAUAUUCCGUCGAUGGCUUUUUGGAAAAGAACAAGGACCUGCUUUUCCAAGAUUUCAAGCGUCUCAUGUACAACAGUGCCAACCCAGUCCUGAAGGAGAUGUGGCCAGAUGGUCAGCUGAGCAUCACAGAGGUCACCAAGCGACCUCUGACCGCGGCCACCCUCUUCAAGAACUCCAUUGUGGCCUUGGUGGAUAAACUGGGAUGCAAGGAGCCUUACUACGUGCGGUGCAUUAAGCCCAACGAGAUGAAGUCUCCGGUGCUGUUCGACGACGCUCGCUGCCAGCAUCAGGUGGCCUACCUGGGCCUGAUGGAGAACGUCAUGGUGCGCAGAGCGGGCUUCGCCUACAGGCAGCAUUACGCUCGCGUCCUGCAGCGGUAUAAAAUGACGUGCGAGUACACCUGGCCGAACCACUUGAUGGACUCGGACAGGGAGGCCGUGGAGGCCAUCGUCACCCAGCACGGUUUCCAGGACGACGUGGCGUACGGGCUCACCAAGCUGUUUGUCCGAACGCCGCGGUCACUCUUCACUCUGGAGCAGGAGAGGGCCGCCCUCAUCCCCAUCCUGGUGCUCUUCCUGCAGAAGGUUUGGCGAGGGGCUUUGGCUCGAAAGAGGUGCCGGCGUAUGAAGGCCAUCUACGCCAUCAUGGGCUGCUAUAAGCGCUACAAGGUGAAGGCCCACUUUUGGGAAGUGGAGAGGAGGUUUGCUAAUGUGCGAACCACGGCCGACUACGGAAGGAGCGUGGAGUGGCCGACGCCGCCCGCCGCUCUGUCCCAGUUCCACGACAACACCGUCAUGCUGCAUCGCAGGUGGUGGGCGAGGCAGAUCGUGAAGAACAUCCCUCCGUCCGACAUGCUGGAGGUCCGGGCCAAGGUGGCGGCCCUGACGGCUCUGGGUGGAGAGAGGAAGGAUUGGGGAGUCAGCCGAGCCUGGGAGAGGGACUACUUAUCCAGCGUGAGGGACUGCCCCCAGACCAGCUCCGGCUUCAUCCGCGUUUCCAAGGAGCUGAGGAACAAAGACGACCACAGUCAGGUCCUCUUCUCUGGCUUCUGUAGGAAGGUGAAUAGAUUCAACAAAAGCACCGACCGAUGCAUGCUCAUCACAGACAAGUACGUCUACAAAUUGGAGCCAAGGAAGCAGUUCAAGGUUUUGAAGAGGCUUCCCUUGGAUGCAUUGACGGGGCUGAGCGUGACCCACGGGGUGGACCAGAUGGUGGCGCUCCACACGUCCUCCCAGGACGACGUCCUGCUGUGCCUGCAGCGCGGGGCGCUGUGCGCCAACCAGGACCGGGUGGGCGAGCUGGUGGGCACGUUGGUGGACCACUUCACACGGAUAAGGAAAGUCCAGUUCCCCAUAAAGGUUUGCCCUUCAGCCUUGGGGCUCCACAUGCGGGGCAAAGCCAAGAGCGUCACCGUGGAAACCAAAGCGGGCCAAACCAGCGCGGACUUCAAGAAGAGCCGAGACGGUUUCGUCUUGCUCGUCCCCGCCGACUAGCGGCUCGACCUCAGGACCUCGACUACAGCGCCGCAGCUCGGCGCGUUUGGGACCCGGUCGGGAAGAAGAUUGUUUGAAUGUUUGAAGGGCAGAGUCCGUUUUCUUAAUCCUGAGCUGCAGGAGAGUAAUGUCCACCGCAUUAUUACAAAAGUGUAAAUAGAGAAAUUGGGUUGCCGGACAGACUCAGGACGAAGCUGUUUUUAAUGCUGCACAAGAUAUUUGAUGGACUUUUUAAGACAAAAUUGAACAAAAAACAGUGGUGUCUCGCCCAUAGAGGGUCAUGGUGCACGACCCCACCUCGAGCCACAAAAAAAAAAUAUUAUUAUUUUAUUAUUUUGACAAAUAGUCCAUAUUUGUGUUUUUGAAACAUGGAAUAUACCCAGUUAUAUUUGUAAAAAAAAAAGGUAUCUGCGCAAAAUAUAUGCUUUUCCUGCAUGUCGUCUCUGCAUGUCUCAGCUGGGCUCGGGCCAAAAGAGGCGGGUCUAAGAAGCCGUUUAGCCAAUCACUGAUUAAAGAUGAAUGAGUGACACAUCAUUUCAGCGUCCUUAAAUAGAUUCAGGACAGAAUCCAGCAUGUGAGUAAGGGACAUGAAGCACUCGGACAGAGGACAGAGGACUGCAGUGAGGAAACAACCACGACGACGUGGAUGAAAACAUCUCAUCCAAAAUAAUUCAUCGUGUGAAGUUUUGAGUUGGUCUUUCUUUCCAACACACUGAUUUCCCCAACAAACCAACCGUGGGUCCAUAGAGGCAUCUUAUAUAUAUAUAAUAUUCAUGAUAUUUAUAUUGUAUGCUUGUAAUGCGAUAUGGUAUUUAUAUCAUGUACUAAAUAUUGUUUUUUUAUAUAUAUUAAUACACCGAAUUGUACGAAAAAGAUGUCCUUGUUAUGUUAAAUUGUUGGAAUAAAUAUGACCAUCGACAGUAUUGGAUCAUCUAGCCGGACGCAGUGAGAAGAAGCUUCUCUAUUCGUGAUGUCAUUAGCAAAUGAUGCUGGUUAAUGGCUCUGCCUGUAACAAACCUUUUACUAUACAGACUGAGCCUAAUUAAUCUCCUCAAGUACGAACCCCCUAAUGGUGUAACAGUCGCCUCCUCUCUGGGCUUCAGGAGAGUAAUUAAAGUGUGAUAAAAGUUUCAUUAAACUUUAGAAUGUUUUCGUAGUUUUUGCUGCCAUGGCAUUGAACUAAAACAAAUUACUGUGCAUUUAUAAAGAAAAACAUCAUUCAUUUGUAAAAACAGGCUGAAUGAUUCCAAACAAUAAUGUCCAAGUAAAUCUAUCAAUACAUGUACCAAUGUUGGCUAUUUAAAGGGAGGUAAAAUUAGCUUUUGGAAAUGUGUUACUUUAAAACAGUAAUAUGUCUGAAGAAUAAGGAUAUUAAAAAAAGGCACCAGCAUCAAUCCAUAGGAUUCAUGCUGCAUAUUAACUACUAUAUUAAUACUGAAAUGUCAAAGCACAUACGCACUAUUUUGAUUCUUUAACUGGUUCGAUAUGAAUCACUUUGAAUGGCCUCACUGGUGAAAUGUGCUAUACAGAUAAACUCGCCUGGCCCAUCUCUCUGAAAAUCUCAUUUGAAUACCUCAAACGUGAUCACAGCACAAAAAGCGGGCUUCUGUGGAAGACAUCUUCUGCCAAAUGAUGUCAUCCCAACUAAAUGCAUUGACAAUCACCUCCAUAGUGUGACUUAACAUCCAUAACAAUAACAAUGGACCAUUAAAUGAGCUGUCUGCAAAACGGGUGCAUGUGACCUUAGUGGUGCAUAGAAUGUGAGGGUAAAAAACCAGGGUAAAGGUAAUGUCCUACCUUUGCAGUUUUGUGAUGAAACUGGUAUUCAACAGCAUGUCAAUGCUGCUUAUGGAAACUAUGUCACUUUUGUGUGUUUUAUAGCACUAAAAACUCUCCAACAUUGCUCUGCUUGUUUUUUUUAGCAUCAGCAUCUUGACAGAUGUCCAGAUGUUUUGAUGUGCUUUACAAGAGGUUUUUGGCAGCACAGCAUCAUUUCU